AGAGUCCGGGAGGUAGACUUUUGGGACGGUGUCAUAACUGUACACUGUGUCUCUCCGCUUUAUCAACUUUAAAUGGGAAUCUCAAGGAGUUUGGAGCAUUUUUAUUCCGUACUUUCAGUAGUGUUUCUUCUCCGUUCUCGUUUAUGAUUUUGAUAAACGAUUCAUUUCCCUCGGUGUUCUCAGGAGGAUCGUAUCUAAUUUCUCACAGUGCAGCGGAGGCACUGAACUCGGGAAUGCCUUUUUCUCUCUUCUUUCUUUUUCUUUUGUUAGCAGUGAAUAUGUUAAAAUGAACGCCGACUGUAGAAAAUAAGUUGGUGGGUCUGUUACAGAAGUCGCUUUGGUUUCGGACCCAGUAUAAUUACCAAGUUAUAUGUGAAGUAAGGCAACGGUCCAUUUGCUUUGGUUAAUAAUAAGAUAAUACGGUGUACUGAAUUUAACUUCUUCGAGGAUUAUUUUUCGCAACUCCUUGGUUGUAAAAUAUUACCCAACCUUUUGGCACGACAUUAUAUGUUAACAUGCCUUAUAAGUUUCCGGCGGCAACCUGUAACCCAGCCUUUGAAGUUCAAGUCGUCGCUCUUCUGCGUUUUCGGUGGAUUUAUCCAGAAAAUGUGGCGCCCACAGGACGUGCUGCCUUCUGACGCUGUUUGUCAACUUCUGUUCGCUCGCAAAAUGUGAUUGUAAGGCACAGUGACUGGUGUACACCGUAAUAAUAAUAAUAAUAGUAGUAGUUCGGAUACGGAUGAAGAUCGACACACUGUUGCCAGGACCUGCCCUUCUGGGAGAGGAUACAACAGUUCAACUAUAAGGCAAACACGUUACAAAUGAGGACAUUUGUUGUCUGUCUCAUGAAGACCAGGCUGUUGGAAACCAAUGCACACUUCAGGCUCUAACACAACACAACGUGUCUUCAUGGUGCAUUUGUGCAUGCGAUGUUCAGCCACGCAUAUUAAUGACACUGGAUAAAAGUUCACUAAAGCUUGUUUUUUAUCUCGGAGGAUAUCAGUUUUCUGUAACGCAGGUGCUGGCUCCAUGUGGGCACUGAGAGAUACGCAUUUCUAUAACGUGUAGAGUUUGAAUAUUAACUCUGGUGCUGAAUGGAAGUCUGAGUUAUGAGUUUGAGUUAUGCUGGCAGUGCUCCAGCUUUAAACAUUUGGAUUGUAUCUAUUUCGCAGUAGUCGUCGAGGCAGAAAGAAGAAGUGGAACGUGUAUAAAUAUUUUCUUGUUUAUCCGUGGUCUUGCCUGCUUUGAAGUCCACCAUGUGCGGCCGGGCACCGCCGCUACAGCCGAGGCCAUGACCGUCCCUCAGCGGCGCCUGGCCGGGCUCUGGCCGUGGCUGCUCAUGGCGGCCCUGCAGGUGGUGCUGGGCCAGCCGGGCCUGGAGUCCGAGCGGCCGGCCCUCCGAGCGGUCAUCAAGGUGACACUGCUGAAGAACGAGCCUACGGGGAAGCCCAUCACUCUGGAAGGAGUGUUCGUGGGAGGAAGUGCCGGAUACGCGGAGGGGAAACUAAUGCAGUGUCCCACAAGGUACUGAAUGCCUCCCUUGACUGUCUGAGGACACUAUCUGCAUGUUUCCCCCGCCUGGCCCUCAGCACGGCCGUUUGGGAACGAGGGAUGGGAGGGCGGAGGGGGCGCUGAGGGAGAACAUCAAAGGGAGUCCAGUUCCGAACGUGAGCUGGGAUGAUUAAAAACCGAGACUGUUUACACUGCACUUCCCAUAUGGGCCCUCUCCUCCCCCUCCCUCUAGAUUUCUUGUCCAUACUUCCUAUCUCCCUGGAUGAGAUAACAUCCUGUCCUGGGCUCCUCGGGGCUCCUCACUGCUUUACAUUGCUGGGGUCGCCACUGUGCACAGUUUGUAUAUGUGACAUGUAUAUUUUGAAUGUUUACCUGAAGUGUGUGCAGGAGC
Seriola dumerili (greater amberjack) is the source of this 1903-nucleotide messenger RNA. RefSeq names its product E3 ubiquitin-protein ligase RNF43-like. The record is from RefSeq and is a predicted model, not a curated record. NCBI's taxonomy places the organism in Eukaryota, Metazoa, Chordata, Actinopteri, Carangiformes, Carangidae. The transcript is spliced from 2 exons. The coding region runs from base 1292 to 1531 and encodes 79 amino acids.